This is a messenger RNA of Medioppia subpectinata, 960 nucleotides long. NCBI's taxonomy places the organism in Eukaryota, Metazoa, Arthropoda, Arachnida, Sarcoptiformes, Oppiidae. The record is from the annotation of a GenBank genome assembly.
AUGUCUUUGUUCCGCGGCUCCGAAUACAACCGCUUCGGCUCUUCCACGCAGAAGGAGGCGCUCACCUAUUAUGACAUGAAUCUGUCGGCUCAGGACCACCAGACCUUCUUCACGUGCGAGGCCGACGUCGGCCGACCCGAGUUCGAGAUCAUGCAAACCGCGUGGCGCGAGAGAGAUCCGCUCGUGAGGAUCAAAGCGGCGAAAGAGGCGCUCGAGAAGAGCGCGGACUGCGCGCCCGCUUUCAUACUGUUGGCCGAAGAGGAAGCGGUCACCGUUUUGGAGGCGGAGAAACUGCUGAAAACGGACAUCAAUCUGCCGAAGUCGGCCGCCAUCUGCUAUACGGCCGCUCUGUUGAAAGCGCGCGGCGUUUCCGACAAGUUCUCGCCAGACGUCGCCUCUCGUCGCGGUCUCUCCACCGCAGAGAUGAACGCCGUGGAGGCGAUCCACAGAGCCGUCGAGUUCAACCCUCAUGUGCCCAAAUACCUGUUGGAGACCAAGAGUCUGAUCCUGCCGUCGGAACACAUCCUCAAGAGGGGCGACUCCGAGGCCAUUGCGUACGCCUUCUUUCAUCUGAAUCACUGGAAACGAGUGGACGGCGCGCUCAAUCUCCUCCACUGCACGUGGGAGGGCACCUUCCGGAUGAUCCCGUAUCCGCUGGAAAAGGGACACCUCUUCUAUCCGUACCCGAACUGCACGGAAAACACUGACCGCGAACUGUUGCCGCUCUUCCACGAAGUGUCCGUUUAUCCGAAGAAAGAACUUCCGUUUUUCAUCCUCUUUACGGCCGGAUUGUGUUCCAUAACAGCACUUCUCGCGCUCCUCACUCAUCAAUACCCCGAACCCAUGGGCUCUCUCGCCAAACUGCUCGUCUCGUGGCUGUCGCUGCCGUUGGGCUUUGUUGUCGACAAAAUGGAAUCCUUGCUUCCGUCUUCGCUUUUGCAACAAUUGUCUCGCAUUUAA